CCGAGAAGAGAAGAAAGAAAAUGCGAGAGCCGACGCAGCGCCCUGUGGAAACUUUAUUUCUUCAGAAUCAGAUAAUAUAUGCUGUGGUCAUCGUGACGAUCGUUGCUCCAAAAUAAGGUGAGCAGAAAAGCAUUUCUGUAAACUUGCCCUAGCCCUCUGGAUCUGCUGCUCUUCCUUUGACCUCUCUGACGACUCCCUGCUCCUCCUAUGGACGCUUGGUCCGACAGCGUACCAACGCGUUGGGAAUCCCAUCUCCACAUGACCGCACUGGCUUCUCUCAUCUCUCAUAACAGAGCUCCCUAAAUGUUGACAGUUUGACUCUGUGGUGGCGUCAGCCAUCUUUUAUGGCGUGGGUUGUCAUGAUUGCUGUUUUUCUAGCUGAGAUGGAGAUUAGAUACGCUCAAUUACACAAAACCUAAGCAAAUUAGCGCAAAUUACCUAUGAAUAACAAGCCCCCACAAUGCAGCUCAAAAAUUGAGUCCAACCCGGAAGUACCAAAAAUUGCAGUUCCACCCUCAUCCACUAGGGGCUGGUGUCAGAAGCGAGCAAAUCCUCAUUGACUCCCAUGUUAAAAAUACCAAUUUCACAGCAGAAAUAAACAUGUUUACAGCCUGGUACCAAAACAUGUUUUUUGUUUAAAUGAUCUAGUUUACACUCAUGACAACUCUGAGGGGGGUGAAUUUUUUUCUCACUCUUCUGUUUAAGUGUAUUAAAAGCCUAAAAUUCUGUAUAAUUACUGAGCAUCAGACCCACGUGACCACAGAGAGGCCUCAGUAGAGCCUCCUGCUCCGAGAUUUUGAGUCUCUGUGUUUGUGUAUUCUUUUUUGGAUAUUUUUUAUGCAAUUGUUGGACAAAAUGACUUGCUGUGGCAUUAAUUGCACUAAUAGAGCGUCCAAGGAGUCUCCACUUCAUUUUUUUCGCUGUUAGCUAAACACGGCUAAAGAAAACCUGCUACCACUUCAGGAUCAUCCAUCAGCUGGGACUGCUUCAUCGGGUUUACUUCACCAUCUGGAUCUGGACAGCAUGGAUACAGACGUUCAACUGGUGGUUAAAGAAGAAGCUCCUGAAGAACAGAGUGCUAGUGUGGACCAGCAGGACGCAAAUCUCUUCCACCUAAAGGAGGAACAGGAGGAACUCUGGACUAGUCUGGAGGAAGAGCAGCUCCAUCUGAAGGAGGAAACCGACACCGCCCGGUUUCCAUUCACCGUAGUUUCUAUUAAGAGUGAGGAUGAUGAAGAGAAUCCUCUGUUCUCAGAAGUUCAUCAGCAGCAAGUCAAAGACAGAGAUGUUCUGUCCAGUAGCUCAGCUGACCAGAUGACCGCUAAAACUGGAGGAGGAGCAGAAACAAGCAUGAACACAGAUCUGAACCCUCAUGAACAGACAUGCGAUUCUUCAGAGACUGAAGUUAGUAAAGAAGAGGAAGAAGAUGUGAACAGAGACUCCGAGCUAUCAGACUUUGGGUCUGAAACUGGAAAAGAAGAAAAUAACUGGAAUGAGACCUGGCCUUCUGAGUCAGAUGUUAAGACUGUUAAAUCAUUUAGCUGCCCUGAGUGUGGUGAACAGUUUCCCCACGAGUGGACUCUCCAGAAACAUGUGAGAGUGACAUGUCAUUCAGCAAUACGGUCUUCAGGGUGUUUUGUUAAGAAAUGUGCUCCGAAAGUUCAGAAAGAGCAAAAACCAUUUGGCUGUGAUUACUGUGGAAAAAUGUUUAGGAGAAAAGCCUUUUUGAACAACCACGUGAGAGUCCACACAGGACAGAAACCUUUUAUUUGUGAGCUCUGUGGACAAAGCUUUAGCCAAAAGUCCACUUUAAACAGUCACAUGAGAGUCCACACAGGAGAAAAGCCAUUUUCUUGUGAGCUCUGUGGACAAAGAUUUAGCCAUAGGAAAAUUUUAAACAGUCACACACGAGUCCACACAGGACAGAAGCCUUUUGCUUGUGAGCACUGUGGACAAUUAUUUAGACAUAGGUCAACUUUAAACAGGCACAUGACAGUCCACACAGGUCAGAAGCCUUUUGCUUGUGAGCACUGUGGACAAAGAUUUAGCCAGCUGACAACUUUAAAUCGACACAUGCGGAUCCACACAGGACAGAAACCUUUUGCUUGUGAGCUCUGUGGACACACGUUUAGCCAAAAGACAACUUUAAACAGACACAUGAGUGUCCACACAGGACAGAAACCUUUCACUUGUGAGCUCUGUAAACAAAAAUUCAGCCAGAAGACACAUUUAAUCAAACACAUGAGUAUCCACACAGGACAAAAGCCUUUUGCUUGUGAGCUCUGUGGGGGCAGAUUCAGACAUAAGAUAAGUUUAAACCUUCAUGCAAGAGUCCACACAGGACACAAAGGACUAAUUUAAUUACACAAGUACCAAAGGGACUCUUGCCAUUUUUACAUCCUAGAUGUAAAAAAUAUAGGAGAUAUGUGUUUUUUAGCAACCUAAAUGACUUUAUUUUGUAUUUAUUUUUUAAAGUGGGGGGAACCGCAUAUAUCAGUAUUGGUUUAUAUCGCUAUCAGAAAUUUGGAGUUAGACAAUAUCAAGCAUCCCCACUUAUAAGUGGAAAUUAGUCCUUAGCCUGUACGGUUCGUCACUGGACAUGGUGCUUGCUGGCUGGUCACUUCACGUAUCAGCAGCGAAUCUGACAUCCCAAAAGCGGGAAACUUUGUUCUAUGGUUGUAACUACAACCUUCACACACUAGAUUUUGCUGUGGUGUUUGUGUUCCAUAUUCAGUCGUUAAAGGGUGAAACUAUCAUAUGAGUGAGACUCAUUAAACGCAAAGCAAGAUAUUUCAAACUUGUCGGUUAUAUGGCUUACAAUUUAUGAAAAUCCCAACAUUUUAAAUCUCCGACAAUUAGAAUCGUGUCGGAUGGAUGUUCGGAAUGUCAGAUUUUCUGAAUGCUGGAUGGAUAUUUGGAAUGUCUGAUAUCUGGAAUGUUGGUUGGAAUAUUGGAUGUUCAGAAAAUCGUAUGUUCAGAAUGUUGGAUCUUCUGAAAGUUGAAUAAAUGUUUGGAUUGUCUGAUGUUAAGCAUAUCAGAUGUUCGGACUGUUGGAUGAAUGCCCAGAAUGUUGGAUGGAUGGAUGAUUGGGAUAUCAAAUGGAAGGUUGGUCAAAAUGUUGGAUAUUCAGAUUGUUGGAUAUUCAGAAAGUCUUAGAUUCAUAAUGUCACUGGAUGUUUGGAAUAUUGGAUAGAUAUGUGGAAUGUUGGAUGUUUGUAAUAUCAGACAUGCAGAAUAGUUGGAAUGUUGGAUACUUUGGAUGUCAGAUGGAUGUUCGGAAUGUUGGAUAUAUGGAUAGCUGGAUUAUUGUAUGGAAGGAUGGUGGGAUUGCCAGAUGCAUGUUCAGAAAAUCAGAUGUUUGGAAUGUUGGAUGUUCUUUAAGUCACAUAGAUGUUAGGAAUGUCAAAUGGUGUUUGGGAUGUUGGAUUUUCAGAAGGUCUUAUGUUCAGAAUGUUGAAUGGAUAUUCGGAAUGUCAGAGGUAUGGAAUCAGGGCUUAAUUUGAGCCGAAUCUUGCCGGAACAAGAUCCGGGAACUAUUUUAUUUUGAAAGGACCUUUCCGGCAACUGUCUGCUAGGAUCCGGCAACUCACGUGACCAACUUGUGCUAUACGCAGGAUUUGAAUUACAGGUGAGCUAAAGGGAGCUCCUAAAAGCCCUCAACACGCCCAGGGGGAGCUUGAAACGAUCCUGGUUCUACUUAUAUUACAUUAUCUAGGUGGACUCUCCAGGGAUUAUUUUGAGCUGUGAGGCGCAGAGCUCUGAUUGUUGACGCGCUCCAGACAGAUGCAUCCUGAGCACGGCCACAGUAACAUUAUCAAAGUGUCGCCUCCUCAAAAACAAAAUUACCACGCAAUCGUUCAUGUCGGCUCAUUUUCUUUUAUGUUUUCUGUCUUUUAUUUGUGCCUGAUGUGUUUCGCUGCUGUGGAGCGGAGCGCAUCACCUGUUUUGUCCACCGGUGACUUCACCGCACCGGUGCGGCCGGCGAGCACUCCACUGUUUAUGCGGUCGGUAGAUUUUUUAGAACUGCAGUUCAAAGGUAACUCAUAAGGUGAAUAUAUAUGAACCCAGGUAGCAGUUUUUCUUCAGAUAAUAAAGAUAAUAAACUGACAGGACAGAAAAAUAGUCAAAUAAAAACAAGUUAGUUUUUGUACCUGGUGAUUGCAACAAGCAGACACCACUGAAGGUAAUCAGAAGUGAGGAACAGAAAAUGAAAUAAUUAUUUUAAUGUUUAGAGCAGCAGGAACUCUGAGAGGCUGCAGGCGCAUCAGUGAGUUUGCGGCCGCUGUGCAGGGGGAGGGGGUGGCCAAGCAGGGGAACAGUAAAGAUGCAAAAACUACCGAUGUUGAAAGAGAUGCCUUAAUUUAGAAAAUGUGGGGACAAAUUUAAUGACACCCCCCCACCCCC
This is a messenger RNA of Nothobranchius furzeri (turquoise killifish), 4404 nucleotides long. RefSeq names its product gastrula zinc finger protein XlCGF26.1-like. NCBI's taxonomy places the organism in Eukaryota, Metazoa, Chordata, Actinopteri, Cyprinodontiformes, Nothobranchiidae. The record is from RefSeq and is a predicted model, not a curated record.